Cyclocybe aegerita is the source of this 351-nucleotide messenger RNA. The record is from the annotation of a GenBank genome assembly. NCBI's taxonomy places the organism in Eukaryota, Fungi, Basidiomycota, Agaricomycetes, Agaricales, Hemipholiotaceae.
AUGUCGUUCCAAACACCUCCCACCCCUGUUUCGUCUCCCGCCACAAGCACUAGCUCCAAGUCAACUUCGAGCUCGAGCUCGAGCUUCCAGUCAUCUACUGGCACAGUUUCUCCUUCCGCGUCGCCGAGGUCUACAGCGCCGCUGAGCCAGGACGACUUUUUCAAGUCCAUAGGCUCGCUCAUCGUCAACGGCCCAACCAAGGCAAAGAAGCCGGCGCGGCUCUUCCAGGAUCCUAACGGCUUCCCAAGCAAUAAGGUCGUUUUCUCUGAGUUUGACUGGGAGAAGAAGACUUGGGCGCCUUCGCUCAGGGACCCUCCUCCGGGUUCCUACCCCCGCCCUUGGCAUUGGUGA